Molecule: messenger RNA, 543 nt
Organism: Trichoderma aggressivum f. europaeum
Lineage: Eukaryota; Fungi; Ascomycota; Sordariomycetes; Hypocreales; Hypocreaceae
Exons: 4
Coding region: 1-543 (180 amino acids)
Source: RefSeq, a predicted model, not a curated record
AUGGGCGUCGCAUCGGUAAAUCCGACAGUGAGUGCGGCGCUCGGCUCAAUGGACUUGUCUCCUGAAAUAGAGAAGCUGACGAUCACGGUUGGCUCUGCCGGCAAGAACUUUUAUGCCAGAGGUUGGCGUGUUGGUACGGUACUCAUGCCGACAGUAUUGAUGAAUAUUUCUGGAGCCUGUGCUGUUGAUUUCGAAAAGGCCGAGGCUGAAGGCUUCUGGGACGAUGCCAUCCGCGACAUGAAGGAGGCCGACAAGUUUGGCAGCAUUGAGAUAGACUUUUCAAAGCAGUACAACACCACCAGCCAGCUGAGGCCUGCCACAAACAUGACACCAAGAUUGGGAACGGAGGCCACGUUUAUUGGUCGGCGGCGACGGGAGCAGUGUCUAUGCGCAUUUGGGAAAGUAGUCGUAUCCGUAGGGCGAGUUGAAGCACUCGGGCAGGAUCACGAGCUUGGAACCCGACUGGGCGGCCUCGGCGACCUUUCCGGCGGUGUGCUUGAGUUUGACAUCCUUGUCGGUGCCGGAGGCAAUUUAGGCGGAUAA